UUUCAACAUGUGAUAAGUCCUGCGUGUAAAGUUUCUCGAGAAAAGUUCCUUCCCCGCAUCUUUUAUACCUCCGCUGUACCCAUCGUCAUCCUGCACUUUCGGAGACGUCGAAGCGCAUGACGGCGAGUGUAGCACAAGGCUUCCAAGGGCCGUUCCUCAUCGGGCUGGCUGUGAAUAUCUUCCUGCACGGUCUCGCCACCACGCAGGUAUACUUGUAUCUCACAAUGUAUAAAAAAGAUAGAUUAUGGUUGAAGUCAUUCGUAGUGAUUUUGUACUUGUUAGACACGUUCAACUGUGUCGUCAGCAUUUACUACAUCUAUAAUGCACUAAUCAUUAACUUUGGUGAUGAGGCGAACCUUGUGCGUGGCAACUGGGCAUUCGCAGCUGGUGCCGCCUCGACGGGCGUUGUCAGCGUGGCGGUACAACACUUCUUUGCCUGGAGGGCACAUGUGGUUACCAAGAAUGUUUUCAUUGUGGCGGCUAUCGUUCUAUGUAGCCUGGCCAACUUGGCAGGCUCGCUCGCCACCACCGUCGGUCUGGCCCUCGACCCAAGUAUUUUCCUGGUUCCAGACCUACGAAUUGAGGUUUCGAUGUGGUUGGUUGGGGCAGUCAUCGCUGAUGCGAUCAUUGCCGUUUCGCUCGUGUGGCAUCUGGGAAGACACAAGAGUUUUUACCCUGCACUGAACAGCACUAUUAAUCGGAUCCUCAGGAUGACUGUACAGACUGGGGUCGUAACGACCAUCGUUGCUAUCGUAGACUUGACGUGCUACAUGACCAACAGUAUGGGCAAUUAUGUGUUAUUCAGCCAGAUACUAUCAAAGCUAUACACAAACUGCAUGUUAUCCACCUUGAACGCUCGUACGCCACAUAAAUAUGAUGGGUCGUCAGAGGACGAAGUAAGCCAUGGCAGGAGCAAUCAUCCUGGGGUGGUUGUGUUUCAACCGCAGAGGACGCAGCCGGAGGUGUUCGUGCAGGUCGAAACGCACCCGUUGGCCGACAUGGACGAUAAACCGUCACAGGGUAUGCAAUACUUCUAAACAUGGAUGGAACGGCGAGGAAGACAGGACGAACGA
Molecule: messenger RNA, 1073 nt
Organism: Pisolithus orientalis
Lineage: Eukaryota; Fungi; Basidiomycota; Agaricomycetes; Boletales; Pisolithaceae
Exons: 15
Coding region: 117-1037 (306 amino acids)
Source: RefSeq, a predicted model, not a curated record